Bacillus rossius redtenbacheri is the source of this 2530-nucleotide messenger RNA. It is a transcript of the gene Rsph4a, whose product is annotated as radial spoke head protein 6 homolog A. Bases 333 to 2267 code for a protein of 644 amino acids. NCBI's taxonomy places the organism in Eukaryota, Metazoa, Arthropoda, Insecta, Phasmatodea, Bacillidae. The transcript has a single exon. Gene Ontology annotation, biological process: axoneme assembly; cilium assembly; cilium movement involved in cell motility. The record is from RefSeq and is a predicted model, not a curated record. Gene Ontology annotation, cellular component: radial spoke; axoneme.
UGACUUGAAUCAUUAUUAUGACUGUUGUUUUGACAAUUUGUGAUACAAACUUAGGAGCAUUUUUAGAACAGGUACGGAAAGAAUGCUACUAAUGGGACUAAAUGGAUGAUUACAAUACUAGUGGUAAUAGAAAAACAAUACUGAAUAUUUUUGUCAAUGUGGGUAUAUCUGUACAAAAUAAAAUUCUUCGCUGUGUUCUUUGAAACAGUAUUCUUUGUAUUGACUGUAGUAAGUUAUUACAUCACAUAAAGUCUUGCGACAAACUUGUGGUAAUUUACAAGUUAAACUAACUUAAUUAACGUACUUCUGUAGACAAAUCGCUGUUGAUAGACAUGUCUGACUUGGAAACUAGCAUUCCAGCCAUAGAAAAUGUCGAAGAGUUGGCUCAGGAUGUGUUCUUAAAAGAUAUGCUUCCAGACAAAUCCGAGUCAGUAGUGGAAAGUGACAUUACAGACGCAGAAUUUGUCAGAGAGUUGGUUCGGAGUAUAGUCUUAAAAGAUCAGUUUGCUGACAAAUCGCAGCCUGACUUAGAAGACCAGUUUGAUCCUAGACUCGAACUUUAUCCUCUACCAAGCCUGGAACAGGAUGUUGAAGCUGCGAAGAAGUAUCUAAACAAGGUUUACGACCACGAGGGAGUCAGUCUUUACAACCAUCUCAGUGAGGUUCUGAUGAAGAUUUUAACCGAGCGACCCGACAAUCCAGUCGAGUACUUCGAGCAUUUCAGCCAAGAGGUGAAAGAAUCACGCUCCUUUCCCGACCAAGACUUGCUGCGAGAUGUGCACAUGCCCCCAGAUGCAUACAGCGAGGCAGCGAGGCUUAUGCCAAUGUUUGAGGCAGAGCCACAGAAUGACGAAGAAGACGAAGGUGACCAAGUUGAUGCUAUAUCUCGUGUUAGAGACAUUAUGGAGACAUCUUACUACUUUGAGCAGGUUGGGGUUGGUCUGACACAUCAGGAAACAUUUCUGAUCUCGCUGGCUCUUCGCAGACUUUCACAAGAUCGCACUAUAGAACGCUUACGGUUUUGGGGGAAGAUACUCGGAACAAAAAGUAAUUAUUUUGUUGCAGAAGCACAGAUGACGGAGGAUGAAUAUGAAAGAAGGAAUGGAGAGAUCGACGAUGAGGAAGCGAGGCUUGAAGAAGAGAAAGCCAAGGUAGAGGAAGAGAAGGCUCAGGCAGAUGAAGCAAAGGAAGGCAUGGGAGUAGAAACAGAAAAACCCGAGGAAGAAGUGAGAGAGAUAACCCCAGAAGAAGUGGAACGAAAAAAAGUGCGCGAACUGCUAUCAAAACUACCCCCGAUUCCAAAACCAAUACUUAAGCCUCCAAUUGAAGUGCCACCAGAGAGGCCUGGUACAGGUACAAAUAAACUGGUGUUUUAUGUAUGUACUCGUCCUGGAGAAAGCUGGACCAUGCUUCCUGAUGUCACACCCAAACAGAUCACUGUCGCAAGGAAAAUAAAGAGGUUAUUUACUGGUAAUUUAUCUACCGAGAUUCACACUUCUCCUUCAUUUCCAGGCACAGAGAUGAACUAUCUGAGGGCGCAAAUAGCACGUAUUUCUGCUGGUACACAGGUGUCUCCACGUGGCUUUUACGGCGCUGGCCAAGAUGAAGAAGAGGAGGAAGAAGAUGAGGAAGCUGUCACGCAGGAUCUAGCAGAGAACCCCGACUAUGAGCCAUUGUCAAUUAAAGAACUACUCGACAUCGAUAACUGGGUACAUCACACUGCAUAUAUUCUUGAACAGGGUCGUGUUGUAUGGUGGAAGCCAUCUACAGAUGAAGAAGCGGAAGAAGAAGAAGAGGAAGAAAAGGAUGAAGAGGAUAUAAACGACGAACUUGUUAAGGAGACUGGGCCACCCCUCUUUAAUUCACUAUCGGAGGAUAUCACACUUGAAACUGUCCCACCAUGGAUUAUUCGUAGAAGUUCCCAACUUAUACCAGAAACAGCAGUGACUGUAGUUACUUCUAACCUGUGGCCAGGCGCUUAUUGUUUUGUUGCUGGCAAGAAGACAGACAACAUUUACUUAGGUUUCGGCCACAAAUUUACAAGUACCAACUUCACGCCAGAGCCUAUGGACCCAAUACAGAAUGUGUACCCUGAAGGUCCAGAAAUUAUGGAGAUAAACGAUCCCACAAUCGAGGAAGAAGAGACAUGGCGUUUGGCACACAUGCCUAAGGAGAAAAAGAAGGACGAAGAGGAACAAGAAGAAGAAGAGGAAGAAGCAGGCGAAGGCGAAGAAGAUGAUGAUGAAGACGAAGAUGAAGACGACUAGGAUUAUUAUGAAAGCUUCGUAUUUAAUUCAUCGAAAUAUUACUUAUUUUCUCUUUCUCUGAGUUCAAACAUUUCAAUUAUUUUUUAUUGAAAUAGUUUUUCUGUUGGAACAAGCAAAGUGUCUAAAUAAAUUAAGUUAUCAUAUACUUAAAUAAUUUCUGUGCUCUUUGUAUUUAUUGUUUAGUUCAAUUUGAGUAAUUGUCAAUAAAUAUUUCCAAUUUACAUAUGUAACUUAAAUUAACAAAAAAAAAAAAGCAAGAGUUU